Messenger RNA from Parnassius apollo (apollo), 1173 nucleotides. The record is from the annotation of a GenBank genome assembly. Lineage: Eukaryota; Metazoa; Arthropoda; Insecta; Lepidoptera; Papilionidae.
AUGUUAGUGGUCUUAGUAAUUGCGGUGCAGUCUACACCAUUAGGCCCUGGACCACAAACAUUAACCAAAAAUAUACCAGUAAAUCAAAAUCCUCAGAAGCGAGAACUUAUCUUAUACCUAACACCAAGCCAAAUUAAGGCCUUACAAGAGGGCAAGGGUUACAUCAAUUAUCAGCUAAUCAAUCAGGCUGAAACUUCUGAAGAAAACCAGGAAGAAUCAGAACAAACUCAACAAGAACAAGAGGAACUGUUCCAGUUGAGGUCUCUUGAAGAAGACUCUGAAGCAUUGGAAGAGGAAAACAAUGAGGAACCAUCAUUGAUACCAGUCGAAGAACCUAAUUCGGAAGAAGUUGAAGAAUGGCCUCAACUUACAUGGGUAUACAGAUCACCUCAAAACAGAAACUUAUUACCAAUUUCUGUAGAUAAUCUCACUGACCUUAGAUUAACGUCUGAACCUGAAGAACAGAUUGAAGAAAAUCAAACUGAAACAGAAGAAGACGAAGAAGAAACGGAGAAUGAUCAGCCAGAAUCACAACCUGAAUCUCAGUCAGAAGCACAGUCAGAAACACAAUCAGAAACACAGUCAGAAGCACAGUCAGAAGCUCCUCGACAGCAAGUAUUCAGGUUGGUCGCGUAUGAAAGCGCUACCGAGAAAAGCAUUUCCACCACGACAAAGCCUCCCCAAGAGGAACCUAUUGAGGAACGCUGGCUUCGUUUAUGGGAACUAAAUCGUUCACAGUUAAGAAAGGCAUCGUUACCACAAAAUAAUGUCGCCAUAAUUGCAGAGCAACCACAAGAUGAUCCUGAGACUAAUUUGCCUGAAUUUCGAUUCUUGGUAAGAAAUAAUAAUCAGAAACAGGCAGUAAGAAACCAAGACAAACGCAGAAAAAAUUUAUUACAAAAACAAAAAGUUCUUAUUCAAGCCGAAGCUCGUGCUCAGAACGCUCCUACUCAAAGCCGUAAAGAAUUCACAAAUAUAAAACAAAACCAGGCACGUUUAAUUCAGAUAACGAAGCCAAGUUUUAUCCAGGUAACAAAAACUGCAAAGGAGGGACCGCUUAAACUAGCGUCUGAAGCCCCAUCUGAAUGUAGUAAACAUGUUUCUUCUAAAAAAACAUCAGUUCCUGCUAAAAAAGACAUCCGUAACAAAGCGCCGUGGACUCGUCUCUCGUAA